AUGCACCCCAUGCACUACGGACCCGCGCCAGAGCCGUCGCAUCCUGCGUCUGGUCUGAGCACGCCCGCCAGCGAAUCGCGCCGCCUCUCCGAUCCUCCCGCCCAUUGGGAAACCAAAACGAGCUGGGACACUGGUUCCUGGGGGCCCGAAGGCUUCGGCAAGGCCCACGAUCUGCCGCCCAUGGAAUUUCGAGAUGGCCCACCCUGGAGCGAAGACGAAGACUUGGCGAGCCCUGUUGUCAGUUCUAGGCACAGAAAGCACAAGUCUUCUGCUGCAGCCUUUGGCGGAACUGGACGAUCAAGGCAUUCCCAGGACGAGAGCAACGAUCUGCUCAACCCAGCACACUACGAGCGAGAGCGCAGCUUCUAUGUUGGGACUAGUGGCGAUGGCAGUGAACGAUAUUAUUUGAACCAGGGAGGGGAAGCGAACGGACCGGGUGGGGAAUAUGUCACCUACCCGCCCGACGAUGCGAGACAUUCCAGCCAUGCAUACCAGCUGGGCGACCUACCUCCUCGGCACUAUGCGGAACAGGAGGCUUACUCGGACGCCUCGAGCUCUGCAUCCUCCCCUGGUUUCCGCGGCGACGACCAAUCGAGGUACUCGCGGGACUACCAGUUCACCAUUACAUCGCCCGACGAGGAGAUGCAUGGCAAGGCUGUUGCUCUCUUUGACUUUGAGAGAGAAAACGAGAACGAAUUGCCGUUAGUGGAGGGUCAGAUUAUAUGGGUCUCGUAUCGACAUGGCCAGGGCUGGCUUGUGGCCGAAGACCCAAAGACGCAAGAAAGCGGACUGGUCCCAGAAGAAUACGUUCGCCUGCUCCGGGAUAUCGAAGGCGGGAUGACCAGCCUUACGGGGAACCUGGGCGAGGGUUCGACUUCUCCAAACGAUGUCGGAACACCAACACAAGCGGAACAUCAACCACAAGGUCACACACCAACGGGUAGUCAGUCUUCGUCUAAUGGCUAUCACCAGCCUGUAGUAUCGACAUUUUCUACUUCUAGCAAAGACUUGGACCCAUACCCCACGCAGCAACUUGGCAUUCAGGCUGGACAACCCCCGCCCCAAGUCGUUCACUAUCAUGGCCAGAGAGGCGGUAGCCAGGCAAAUACGCCUACUUUGGCUUCGCACCAAGACGUCGGCAUGAUGCGCCGAGGAAGCCAGGACACAACGGCGAAAAAGACGGACUCUCAAGUCAGCCCCUUGACGGAGGCGAUUACAGAGAGCAAGCUAGUGGAUCGGUCGAGUACGCCGAAGGCAAAGACUCCCAGCGAGAAGCCUGCAGACCCCGACGCCAUGGACACAGGCCGGUGA
Colletotrichum spaethianum is the source of this 1311-nucleotide messenger RNA. RefSeq names its product NAP1-binding protein 2. Gene Ontology annotation, molecular function: protein binding. The record is from RefSeq and is a predicted model, not a curated record. The transcript has a single exon. NCBI's taxonomy places the organism in Eukaryota, Fungi, Ascomycota, Sordariomycetes, Glomerellales, Glomerellaceae. The coding region runs from base 1 to 1311 and encodes 436 amino acids.